AUGAAGUGUUGGAAGCAGCAGAGAGUCAACGCGGCGGCGACUGCGACCACGACCAGCCGUGUCGGCGACUCCCCGACCCCGACGGCCUCUCGAGUCUCUCUCUCAAUCCUUGCUUGCCCUCUCGCAGACCGCAGUCUCGACCGUCUCAGUCUACCACCGUCCACAGCACCGCCACUCGCCCGUCUCGCCGCCUCCCUCCCAUCCACCGUUUCUACCGCCGACAGCCACCACUCGCCACCUCCCACGCUCCAAAUCCGAAGCCCAAAGCUCCCAUUAAAUGCCACAAAAUAUAACCACCAGUUGAAGGCCAAAGAAAAACACUGGUAG
Messenger RNA from Linum trigynum, 327 nucleotides. The record is from the annotation of a GenBank genome assembly. Lineage: Eukaryota; Viridiplantae; Streptophyta; Magnoliopsida; Malpighiales; Linaceae.